AUGCUGCAUAGCUUCCAGUUCAAAACAAAAAUAUCAGAAUUUAGAGAGUACCUAGUUAGCUGCACAGAUGACACAUGCAAUUGGUUUGUGAGAGCAUCUAAGUACAGAAAUCAAGAUUUAUCCAAGGUACGAAAAUGCAUUCCAAAUCACACUUGCUCUGUUGAAAUUGUUAUGGAAAACCAUAGGCAAGCAAAAAGCAUCGUAAUUGGUGAAUUAAUAAAGAAUAAGUACAAGUCAAUCAAAAGAAAUUACACUCCAAAUGAUAUCAUGAAUGAUAUGAAUGAAAACUUUGGAGUAACCAUGGGAUACACAAAAGCAUGGAGAUCAAGAGAGAAAGCUUUGCGUCUAGUAAGAGAGAACCCCAAUGAUUCAUAUCAAAAGUUGCCAAUAUAUCUUUACAUGUUGAAGCAAGCAAAUCCAGGAACAAUAACACACCUACUCACAGACAAGGAAGAUAGAUUCAAAUACCUAUACAUAGCUUUCUCUAACUCAAUCAAGGGCUGGAGAUACUUGAGGCCUAUAAUUGUUUUUGAUGGAACUUUCUUGAAAAAUGCACGUGACGACUUUGAAAAUGAUAACUCAUGGCUUUGGUUCUUCUCCAAACUGAGAGACACCUAUGGAGAACCCGAAGGAUUGGUUAUAGUUUCCGACAGACACAAGAGCAUAGACAAUGCAGUACAUAUGAUGUACCCAAAUUCUUUCCAUGGAGCUUGCAUGUUUCACUUGCUCAAUAAUUUUAAAAGCAAGUAUGGAAGUCAUGGAAAAGAGCUACAAAUGAAUUUCAUUGUAGCAGCAAAAACAUACACAAAAACAGAAUGUGAACACUACAUGAGAGGCCUUGAUAGACUUGACAGACACAUUAGACCUUAUUUAGAGAAAGCCAAGUAUGAAACUUGGGCAAGAUCAUACUCGCCAACAAAAAGAAACACCAUGAUGACAUCCAACAUCGCAGAAUCACUCAACGCUGCACUAAAAGCUGCAAGAAAUCUCCCCAUUGAUAUCUUGGUUGAAUGCCUUAUAAGUUUGGUUCAAAAGUGGGUUCGGAAUAACUCAAAUAACGAAAACAGAACAUUCACAAAAGUCUCUGCAGCAACAAAGAAUGAGUUGAGACAUGACAUUGUUUCAAAAAUGAAGUAUGAGGUCUUGCCUUUUAACACAAUAGAAUACCAAGUUUGUGAUCAAAAGGGGAUACAUUUCACAGUAAAUAUACAUAAUAGAACAUGUACUUGCAAUAGGUUUCAAGAAGAUGAAAUGCCUUGUUGA
Messenger RNA from Humulus lupulus (European hop), 1263 nucleotides. RefSeq lists its product as uncharacterized. The record is from RefSeq and is a predicted model, not a curated record. The coding region runs from base 1 to 1263 and encodes 420 amino acids. NCBI's taxonomy places the organism in Eukaryota, Viridiplantae, Streptophyta, Magnoliopsida, Rosales, Cannabaceae. The transcript has 4 exons.